Messenger RNA from Dipodomys ordii (Ord's kangaroo rat), 5062 nucleotides. RefSeq names its product heart development protein with EGF-like domains 1 (gene Heg1). The annotation marks the transcript as partial. Gene Ontology annotation, molecular function: calcium ion binding. Lineage: Eukaryota; Metazoa; Chordata; Mammalia; Rodentia; Heteromyidae. The record is from RefSeq and is a predicted model, not a curated record. Gene Ontology annotation, biological process: heart development. The transcript is spliced from 18 exons.
GUCGCCACUCGGCGGGGACGCUCCAGCGGGGACCCCCGAGGCGGGAGCGCGGCUGCUAUAAGCAACUAUGGGUCAGGAAGGAGCAACACUGAGCCCCACAGUGAAAACAUUGCCUUCCGUCAAGCUCUACAGGACCUUUCAACAGUGGCCUUCAGAGGGGGUGUCAUGGCCCAGACUUCUAGAACCAGCCAUCUUUCUUCAGAAUCUCUGGAAGAUCUCCCUGCUCUUACUGAAAUGGCAAGUGCCGGGGGAAGGAAUGAGUCUUCAAGUCAAACAAACUUCACCAUUUCACCUGUUGGGCACUCGUCUGAGAUCGCCACGGCUCUGACCUCCCAGGACAGUACUUUAUCCUCGAAAAGAUCAGAAGAAAAAAGUUCUCCUCAAAUGGAGAGUGAGAUAUCCCCAGUCUCCCUGGAGAAGGGGAAGGAGCUCCCAGGAGUGAGAACUGCACACACCCAAGGAGCCUACACAUCAGCUUCCAUCCAGUCCUCUCUUGCUUCGGAGCCCAGAGAAGGGGCCGUGCUCUCCAGGAGGAGAAAUUCCUCAGAACCAGAGCUCGUCUUGCAGCGUUUCUCCAGGACACCAGCUUACUCUCCUUCUUCAGGCCAUCCAUCAUCUUCUGAGAGGAUGGAGGGAUUUAAUGAUGGCGUCACUGGUGUCCACAGCCCAUCAGGCAGCCACAGGAAGAGCACGCAUGCUGCUUCCACGCUCACUGAUGGUGUCCCAAGGGUGCUCCGGUCUUUGGCUGUCAGCCUGGCACCCGUAAAUGAGACAGAGGGCUUCCCUGAUCACUUCAGAACUGCUACAACUUCUAUCUCACCCACCGUGGAAGAAUUGAGAACUAACAGUAAAGUAACUGAGAACCCAGGAGAUGAAGAAUUCCUUGAGCCAUCCACAGAAAAUGAAUUUGGAUUUACAUCUUUACAUGAGCAAAAUGACUCCUUAACCCUUGGAGGACAUCAGCUUGCCAGCAGCUCUGAAAGGCUCAGGCCUCAAACGGAGACUGUGUUAAGGUCACUCCCUGCCAUUGGAGCUGGAGAAAGCACAGCACACUGGUUCUUGACCAAUAGCAAGACAUCUGCAAAUGUGAGAGAAAGCUCUCCUUCAUAUCCUGAGCUUGUGAACACUUUAGUUUUGACCCAAUUCUCAGACUCUGCUCAACAGACCAAAGGAGGAAACUCAGUGCUGGGUGAGAGAAGUUACUCAGAGUCUUCAUUUACAUCUUCCUCAGAAAGCCUGGAUUCCUCAGCACCACGUGGAGAACGCUCAACUCAGGGCCACGGUCCUCAGGUAGGAGAAAGAACUUCCGGGUGGCGCCCCCGCGGCGGCGCGCACACCUCAGCGACGCUCACCGGAAGUGGAGAGCAGCGCACGCUGCGGUCUCUCAGCUUCACCGAUGCCUCUGCGGACGCGGGAGCGCGCGCAGCGCAGCGCGGGAACGUGACGGACCACUCGGGCCUGCUGUCUCUGCCGCCCGCCGCUGUGCCUGCUCUCGGAGUCACUGGACUCAGCUAUGGUGGUAUAAGUGACACAGAUACUGAACAAAGGACUUCCAGUGACCACACAGACCACACUUACGUUUCAUCUACUUUCACCAAAGGAGAACGUGCAUUACUCUCCAUUACAGAUAAUGGUUCAUCCUCAGACAUUAGUGAGAGCUCAACUUCUUAUAUUAAGAUCUCAGACUCUCCCUACUUAGACUACACUUCUUCUGCUCAGAUGCAGACUGAGAGAAAUAACAUCUCAUCCUAUGAUGGAGAAUAUGCUCAGUCCUCCACUGAAUCACUGGUUCUGGGUACAUCCAACCUUCCACACUACACAUCCACCAUUAAUAUGCCAAAUACCUUGGUUCUUCUGGAUGCCAGGACUGAAUCUAUUGGUGACUCAUCGUCUUCAGGGUCCCCUUUGCCUCUGCCCUCAGUGUCACAAUCGCACCAGUUGGACUCAUCAACCUUACCAUCAACCAGGGCCUUUACAGAUCAACUGAAGUCUACCUCGGAGCCCUCUACACCGUUGGCUUCCUCAAUACCACCUUUACCAAUGGAAUCUACCCAAAUCCCACUUUCUGUCUCACAAACAGCCUUAUCACGUUCAUCUUCAAUUCCAGUUCUACCUGGAACAAGGGAGACACCUGUGACUUUAGUUCAGACAUCAACAGUAGCAUCAUCCUUAGCAAUUUCUCAUAGUGGUCAAACAGCAGACCCGAAGAACCAGAGCACCCAAGAGAAAAUCAUCACAGAAGGAAAGUCACCAAGCCUGAUGUCUGUGCCUACAGAGUCUACCAAAGUUGUAACAGUGAGCUCUCCUUCAGGAGUUCCUUUGCCCCCAGCCUUAACAGAAUUCUCCACCAACCCAACCCUUCCAGCCAUGAGCACCAGUUUAGUCCAGAUGUCUUCAGCAUUGACAGCCACCACUCUUCAGUCUGGUCACCCUUCUGUGACUAGUCCCAGCACCCUAUCAAACAAAGAAACUCUGGUCCCUGACCCUGUAACUGUACAUACUACAUCUGGAAGACAGCUCUUGCCAACCCAUCCUGAAACUCGAGUGCCACAAAUCUUAACAGAAGGUGCCGUCACAACAGAAAGAACCCAAGCACAUAUAGAUGAUACCACAAGAUUGAUCCCUGUGACCAGUGUACCUACAUCAGCAAAAGAAUCAACCACAAAGCUUGACAUGGAGGCAUACAGCCCACCCUUACAUUUCCUCAGAACAUCUCCUCAAACCACAGAUGUUUCUACAGCUAAAGAGUUGACUGCUAAAUCUACAACCUUUACUGCUCAGAGCACCACACAGUCACUAAUAGCAUUGCCACUUCCAACCUCAGUUAACAGCUGUGCCAAAAAUCCUUGCCUUCACAAUGGUGAAUGCAUUGAAGAUCUCACUGAUCAUGGUUACCGAUGUGUGUGCCCACCUUCCUGGCAAGGGGACAACUGUAGUGUGGAUGUAGAUGAAUGCCUCUCAAACCCCUGCCCACCCCUGGCCACGUGCAACAAUACUCAGGGAUCUUUUGUCUGCAGAUGCCCAGUUGGGUACCAGCUGGAAAAAGGAGUAUGUAAUUUAGUUAGAACCUUCGUGACAGAGUUUAAAUUAAAGAAAACUUUUUUCAAUACUACUGUGGAAAAACAUUCAGACCUACAUGAAGUAGCAAAUGAGAUCACCAAAACGUUAAAUGUGUGUUUUUCAACAUUACCUGGUUAUAUCCGAUCUACAGUUCAUGCUUCUAGGGAGUCUAGUAUGGUGGUGAUCUCAGUGCAAACCAUGUUUUCCCUGGCCUCCAACGUGACACUGUUUGACCUGGCUGAUGGGAUCCAGAAAUGUGUCAACUCCUGCAGGUCCUCUGCUGAGGUCUGCCAGCUCUUGGGGUCUCAAAGGAGGAUCUUUAGAGCGGGCAGCUUGUGCAAGCGGAAGAGUCCAGAAUGUGACAAAGAGACCUCCAUCUGCACUGACCUGGAUGGCAUUGCCCUGUGCCAGUGCAAGUCAGGCUACUUCCAGUUUAAUAAGAUGGAUCAUUCCUGCCGAGCAUGUGAAGAUGGAUAUAGACUUGAAAAUGAAACCUGUAUGAGUUGCCCAUUUGGCCUUGGUGGUCUUAACUGUGGAAACCCCUAUCAGCUUAUCACCGUGGUGAUUGCGGCAGCUGGAGGUGGGCUACUGCUCAUCCUUGGCAUUGCCCUGAUUAUUACCUGUUGCAGAAAGAGUAAAAAUGACAUAAGCAAACUUAUCUUCAAAAGCGGGGAUUUCCAAAUGUCCCCAUAUGCCGAGUACCCCAAGAACCCUCGUUCACAAGAGUGGGGCCGAGAAGCCAUUGAAAUGCAUGAGAAUGGAAGCACCAAAAACCUCCUCCAGAUGACAGAUGUGUACUAUUCGCCCACAAACGUAAGGAAUCCUGAACUUGAACGGAACGGUCUGUACCCAGCCUACACUGGAUUGCCCGGAUCACGGCAUUCUUGCAUUUUCCCUGGACAGUAUAACCCAUCUUUCAUCAGUGAUGAGAGCAGGAGGAGAGACUACUUUUGAGUCAGGGAAGAAACCUGUUGCCCCGAAACGGUUGCGGGACCUCUGUGGUUCAGAGCACUGGCUGCUCCCAGGACUUGUCAGAGCCACCCAUAAGUGGCAAACAGAAAGAGGGACAGGCGUGGCUCCAGUGGACGGGAAGGGCGGAGUGUGGACCGGCAGGCUGCUCACUUGGCACCUUCAUUGUUACUGUGAACCGACGGUGGGCAGUACCAUGGGAGUCUCUGAGUGCUGCCGCGUGCUGCUGGAGUUAGGGGGGACCGUAGCCACGGCAUGCCACUAGCUAUCACUGCAAGGACCCGGUUUUUCCUUGGUUUGCACUUUAGUACAUUGGGCAGGGAGGUUUCUUUUUGGUUUGUUUCAAGACUAUUCUAGAAAGAGGGCUUCUUUUCAUGAGACACUUUUCUGGGCCACCGUUUGGUGAUUCAUUGCCACCAGGUGCUGGCACUUUGUUUUCCUGUCCAGAUGCUUGUGUGUGAAACAACAGACAGGAGAGGGGGUAAUGUACCACUGUGACCCAGAGAUGCUGCAGCCGACAGUGCUCUAACACUUUCAGGCGGCCUUAUGCUCACUCCCAGGCCAUUCCCCUCAUUGAGAAAUGGACGUUGUAAGGCAUAGCACAUAACUUCUACCUGCUUUUCAAGUCAAGGUGACAUGUUCAUUGAAGUCCAAUGGCUUUUUCCAACUUACAGUUCAGUCUCACAUUUUCAAGCAGGUGCACAUCAGGGCAAAGCAACUUGCAUUUGGUUUGGGUUAGAAGCAUCCAGCUGCCUCAGUGAUGAGGCUGACUGGCAGAUCAGGGGGCCAAAGGUGGCAGGUCCUGCCUUCAGCAGGGGCCCUUCUCAUUCACCAUGAGGAAAUCCAUAGCUCCUGCUCCUCUGACCACUAUGCCAGAAACCAGAGGCCACUACAGAUGGAGUUAGAAAGGAAAGUUGAAUGCAGGAGUGUGAGCCAGAAUUUCACCCCCAGAGGAAAAGUCUGCUGUGGUCCCUGCAACUGGUCAUGGUUAGAGAAAUGGUCUAAUUUAGGCAUUAGAUUUCUGUGGGUGUUC